CUUCCGGUCCCCUUCUCUUUCCUUUUCUGUGUCUCUCUUCCCGGCUCUGCGGCCGACGGUUGCAGCAGCGAGGAAGCAAGAUGGCGGCGGCGGGCGGCGAUUGCGACGUGAUUAUGGCCCCUGCGGCGGCAGUGGCGGCCUCCAUCCCGCACCCUGAGGCGCCGGGGAUGUUUAGCGACGAGGAUGAGGAUGCGGGGACGCGCAGAGAAGCAGAGUCCUUCAAGGAACAAGGAAAUGCCUUUUACGCCAAGAAAGACUACAACGAAGCAUAUAACUACUAUACAAAAGCCAUAGAUACUUGUCCCAACAAUGCCAGUUACUAUGGAAACCGAGCGGCUACUCUGAUGAUGCUGGGCAAAUUUCGGGAGGCUCUUGGAGAUGCCCAACAGUCUAUCAGGAUGGAUGAUAGCUUUUUGAGGGGACACCUUCGGGAGGGCAAGUGUCACCUCUCUCUGGGGAACGCUAUGGCUGCCAGCCGCUGCUUCCAACGAGUUCUAGAACUAGAUUGCAAUAAUGCACAAGCACAGCAAGAGCUAAACAAUGCCAGAACUGUCCUAGAGUAUGAGAAGAUUGCCGAAGCGGACUUUGAGAAGCGAGAUUUCCGAAAGGUGGUCUUUUGCAUGGAUCGUGUGCUAGAGUUUGCCCCCGCCUGCCACCGGUUUAAAAUCCUCAAAGCAGAAUGCUUAGCGUUACUAGGCCGCUAUCCUGAAGCACAGUCAGUUGCAAGUGACAUCUUGCGAAUAGACGCCACGAAUGCUGAUGCCCUCUAUGUCCGAGGGCUCUGCCUUUACUAUGAGGACUGCAUUGAGAAGGCUGUACAGUUCUUUGUCCAGGCACUUCGGAUGGCUCCAGACCAUGACAAGGCCUGUAUUGCUUGUCGUAAUGCUAAAGCGCUGAAAGCAAAGAAGGAUGACGGAAACAAGGCCUUCAAGGAAGGGAAUUACCAACUAGCUUUUGACCUUUACACAGAGGCCCUGGCAAUAGAUCCAAACAACAGGAAAACCAAUGCCAAACUCUACUGUAACCGCGGGACGGUUAACUCCAAACUUAGGAAGCUAGACGAAGCAAUAGAAGACUGCACAAAUGCCAUCAGACUGGACGAUACGUACAUCAAAGCAUACCUGAGGAGAGCACAGUGUUACAUGGACACAGAGCAAUUUGAAGAUGCUGUAAGGGAUUAUGAAAAGGUUUACCAGACAGAGAAGACAAAAGAACACAAGCAGCUCCUUAAGAAUGCGCAAAUGGAACUAAAGAAAAGCAAAAGGAAAGACUAUUACAAGAUUCUGGGGGUGGACAAGAAUGCUUCUGAAGAUGAGAUCAAAAAGGCGUAUCGGAAGCGGGCCCUGAUGCAUCACCCAGAUCGGCACAGCGGUGCAAGUGCUGAAAUCCAGAAAGAGGAAGAAAAAAAAUUCAAGGAGGUUGGCGAAGCAUUCACCAUUCUCUCUGAUCCAAAGAAAAAAGCACGCUAUGACAGUGGGCAGGAUCUUGAGGAAGAUGGCAUGAAUAUGGGAGAUUUUGAUGCUAACAAUAUCUUCAAGGCUUUCUUUGGUGGGCCAGGAGGCUUUAGUUUUGAAGCUUCCGGUCCAGGGAAUUUCUAUUUUCAAUUUGGCUAAACCACCAAAGAGGCCAGCCCCCUUUUGUGAAACCCACGCUACCUGACUGGCUUCUUUUAACCUCAAGUUACAUUCUCCCUUCAUCACAUCUCGCCAUUCCGUAGGGCCAUGGCGUUUUCUUCGUUGGAGACCUCAGUUUUUUGUGUGCGUGCUUUAGAGUGACAAGAAAAACCAGCGCUUGAAGAUAAAGAAGGGGGAGGGGCAGUGAAGGAAUAUUCUUCCCUUUUAAUUGUUUGUUUUUGUUGUUAACUUUAUUUUUUUAAAGUAAAAUAAAAUCUUUUGGUUUCUUCAUGAAAAGUAA
Eublepharis macularius is the source of this 1914-nucleotide messenger RNA. It is a transcript of the gene DNAJC7, whose product is annotated as DnaJ heat shock protein family (Hsp40) member C7. The record is from RefSeq and is a predicted model, not a curated record. Gene Ontology annotation, molecular function: protein binding. NCBI's taxonomy places the organism in Eukaryota, Metazoa, Chordata, Lepidosauria, Squamata, Eublepharidae. The transcript has 14 exons. The coding region runs from base 81 to 1613 and encodes 510 amino acids.